Arabidopsis lyrata subsp. lyrata is the source of this 3080-nucleotide messenger RNA. RefSeq names its product exocyst complex component SEC3A. The coding region runs from base 198 to 2861 and encodes 887 amino acids. The transcript has 25 exons. Gene Ontology annotation, biological process: exocytosis; Golgi to plasma membrane transport. Gene Ontology annotation, cellular component: exocyst; plasma membrane. The record is from RefSeq and is a predicted model, not a curated record. NCBI's taxonomy places the organism in Eukaryota, Viridiplantae, Streptophyta, Magnoliopsida, Brassicales, Brassicaceae. Gene Ontology annotation, molecular function: phosphatidylinositol-4,5-bisphosphate binding.
UUUUUAAUUAACGUUUUAUUUUUAUUUCUCACAUUUUUGUUGGCAUUACAAUAAAAGCUUGCCACGUAAAUUCGGAACCAAUUUACUGAAAUGGGAACAAAAGAGAGAUUCAACUUUCUUAAUCCGUAAGCCUAAUUUUCUCUCCUCUCUUUUACCGGUCAUCACCAUCACCUCCUGGUGGAUCCGCAACAAUAACAAUGGCGAAAUCAAGCGCCGACGAUGAAGAGCUCCGGCGAGCUUGUGAGGCGGCGAUCGAAGGAACCAAGCAAUCGAUCGUUAUGUCGAUACGCGUCGCCAAGAGUCGCGGUGUUUGGGGCAAGUCUGGAAAAUUGGGUCGACAAAUGGCUAAACCUAGAGUUCUCGCUCUUUCCGUCAAAUCGAAGGGUCAACGGAAGAAAGCGUUUCUUCGAGUGAUGAAGUAUUCAAGUGGAGGAGUUCUUGAGCCUGCUAAAAUGUAUAAACUCAAGCAUCUGUCGAAGGUGGAAGUCAUAACUAAUGACCCAAGUGGAUGCACUUUUACCCUGGGGUUUGAUAAUCUCAGGAGUCAAAGUGUUGCUCCUCCUCAGUGGACCAUGCGCAACACUGAUGACAGGAACCGACUUUUAGUUUGCAUAUUGAACAUAUGCAAAGACGUAUUAGGCCGCCUUCCGAAAGUUGUUGGUAUAGAUAUCGUCGAGAUGGCCCUUUGGGCUAAGGAUAACACUCCAGUAGUCACUACUCAAAGAAGUACAGAAGAUGGGGGGCCUGUUGCUGAAACUGUAACAGAAAGUGACUUGAAAGUUACUGUUGAGAAAGAACUAGUCUCUCAGGCCGAGGAAGAGGAUAUGGAGGCUCUCUUGGGAACUUAUGUAAUGGGCAUUGGUGAAGCUGAGGCAUUUUCUGAAAGGCUAAAGCGAGAGCUCCAAGCGCUUGAAGCGGCAAAUGUACAUGCAAUUUUGGAAAGCGAACCAUUAGUAGAUGAGGUUUUGAAUGGACUAGAGGCAGCAACAAAUAUUGUUGAUGACAUGGAUGAAUGGUUAGGAAUAUUCAACGUUAAACUUAGACACAUGAGGGAAGACAUUGAAUCGAUAGAAACUCGAAACAACAAGUUAGAGAUGCAGUCUGUAAACAAUAAAGCUCUUAUUGAGGAACUUGAUAAAGUUAUUGAGAGACUGCGUGUGCCUUCUGAGUAUGCAGCAUCCCUAACAGGAGGCUCAUUUGAUGAAGCAGACAUGCUCCAGAAUAUUGAGGCUUGCGAGUGGUUAGCCAAAGCUUUAAGGGGUCUUGAAGUGCCCAACUUAGACCCGAUCUAUGCUAAUAUGCGAGCUGUAAAGGAGAAACGAGCAGAACUAGAAAAAUUAAAAGCUACUUUUGUGAGGAGAGCUUCAGACUUCUUGAGAAACUACUUUGCUAGUCUGGUAGAUUUCAUGGUCAGCGACAAAAGCUACUUUUCUCAGAGAGGGCAGCUGAAGAGGCCUGACCAUGCUGAUUUGCGGUACAAAUGCAGAACAUAUGCUCGUCUUUUGCAACAUUUAAAGGGUCUUGAUAAGAAUUGUUUGGGACCAUUGAGAAAAGCAUACUGCAGCUCCCUGAACUUGCUCCUUCGUCGAGAGGCUCGUGAAUUCGCGAAUGAGCUUCGUGCAAGCACAAAAGUAUCACGAAAUCCUACUGUCUGGCUAGAAGGAUCUACGGGUUCUAGUCAGAAUGCAAACACUGACACCUCUGCAGUGUCAGAUGCUUAUGCCAAAAUGCUAACAAUAUUCAUCCCGCUUCUUGUAGAUGAGAGUUCCUUUUUUGCGCACUUUAUGUGCUUUGAGGUACCAGCUCUUGCUCCUCCUGGAGGUGCUGGCAAUGAUAAGAAAAGCCAGUCCAACAAUGACGAUGGUAAUGAUGAUGAUGAUCUGGGGAUCAUGGACAUUGAUGAAACUGACAAGAAAACUGGUAAAAACUCCCCAGACCUGACGGCAUUGAAUGAAUCUCUACAAGAUUUACUUGAUGGUAUUCAGGAGGAUUUCUAUGCUGUUGUUGACUGGGCAUAUAAAAUAGAUCCCCUACGGUGUAUAUCAAUGCAUGGUAUAACUGAACGUUAUCUAUCUGGUCAGAAAGCUGAUGCUGCAGGAUUUGUUCGCCUUUUGCUCGGAGAUCUGGAGUCGAGAGUUUCUAUGCAAUUCAGCCGUUUUGUGGAUGAAGCUUGUCACCAAAUUGAAAGAAAUGAACGUAAUGUUAGACAGAUGGGUGUCUUGCCAUAUAUUCCAAGAUUUGCAGCACUUGCUACUCGUAUGGAACAGUACAUACAAGGGCAAUCUAGAGAUUUGGUUGAUCAGGCAUACACAAAAUUUGUAAGCAUAAUGUUCGUGACCCUCGAAAAAAUUGCCCAGCAAGAUCCAAAAUAUGCAGAUAUUCUCCUUUUAGAAAACUAUGCUGCUUUUCAAAAUAGCCUGUAUGACCUGGCUAAUGUUGUACCCACAUUAGCCAAGUUCUAUCACCAGGCAAGUGAAGCAUAUGAACAAGCUUGUACGCGCCACAUUAGCAUGAUAAUUUACUACCAAUUCGAAAGGCUUUUCCAGUUUGCUAAAAAGAUUGAGGAUCUCAUGUAUACUAUCACCCCUGAAGAGAUACCAUUCCAGCUUGGUUUGUCGAAAAUGGAACUUCGGAAGAUGUUAAAAUCAAGCUUGUCAGGGGUGGACAAAUCGAUUGCAGCAAUGUAUAAAAAGUUGCAGAAGAAUUUAGCAUCGGAGGAGUUGCUACCAUCGUUGUGGGAUAAAUGCAAGAAAGAGUUUCUGGACAAGUACGAGAGCUUCGUGCAGCUCGUAGCCAAAGUAUACCCGAGUGAAAACGUUCCUGGAGUAACUGAAAUGAGGGGACUUUUGGCUUCCAUGUAAAAAAAAACAAGUGAUAGAACCAAAACUGAAGGCAGUUGUUAUAUAUCGCCCUUUGUUACGACGUUCUUGGUCAUUUCACAUUUCACGGAUACAAGUCAUGUUACAAGUACUGUAUGAGCACUAUUAAUUCUUUCUUUCUUUCCAUUUUUCCAGUUUUAUUUGUUGUAAUGUUAAAGCCUGCACUAAUCUAAAAUGAUUGUUUUCAUUCAAUACACGAAA